This is a messenger RNA of Oikopleura dioica, 750 nucleotides long. Lineage: Eukaryota; Metazoa; Chordata; Appendicularia; Copelata; Oikopleuridae. The record is from the annotation of a GenBank genome assembly.
AUGCUGCGCGCUGGGAAAGUUCUGCUGCCGGUUUUGAGAAGAAAAGGAGAUUUAGCAGAGUUUUAUAAAGUUUUAAAUGUUUCGAAAAGUUCGUCAUUAAAAGAAAUAGCGACAUCUUACUUCGACCUGGCAAAACAGCACCACCCAGAUCAUGGAGGAGAAGAAGAAGUUUUCAGGGCGAUUCACAAAGCCUAUCGAGAAUUGAAAAAAGUUCACAAAGGAGGAGCGAUUGAUUUCGUCGAAGCAGAACUUUCAAACCGAGUCCCGCCAGAAGAUGCCAAGCUGAUUUUUGGCGAUGAAGAUGAAGGAUCGUAUUGGGAGAAGAAAAAGGCGAAGAUUAGGGCGCUUUUGGGAGAACAGAAAUUUGCGAUCAAGGGAAAGGGCGAUCCUUGGUCCGGCUUUCUCUACCGCGUUCAAGAAGCACCACACAUGACGGAUGGUUUUUCCGAAUUCUACUGCCUCUAUCUCCACGCUGCUUAUAAUUCUCAAGCGCUGAACACGACGAUUUUAGAAGUUAUUGAUUAUAUGGUCGACAAGACUUAUUUUAUCCAUCUUGACGAGAAAAAAGCUGAUAAAUACGAGUACGACUGGAACGACGACGAUGACGAUUUCAUCCUUAUUUCGCUCGACGGAAUUUACAAACAAAUCUACAUCGGCCGAGACAUGCCGAUAGAAUACGGCCGAACAAGUUUAUCCCUGCAGCCAAUCAUUUCUGAAGUGGUCGAAGAUUUUCAAUAUUAUCUCGAAUAA